Molecule: messenger RNA, 330 nt
Organism: Protopolystoma xenopodis
Lineage: Eukaryota; Metazoa; Platyhelminthes; Monogenea; Polystomatidea; Polystomatidae
Source: the annotation of a GenBank genome assembly
AUGACUCCUGACAAGCUGAAGGCAGCCAAAUUUAUGCUCAAUGGUCUAAGAAAAACUGGUAUUAUUCGCCUAUCAAGAAGUGAAUUGGCGUCCGCGCUUUAUUUGUUCCAAAAGAAAGAUAGGAACGAAUGGAGGCCCUGUGGUGAUUUUAAAAGGCUCAAUGCUGUGACUGUUCCAGGCAGAUGUCCUCUGCAACGUGUUACGGACGUGGUCUUAGCUCGAAAAGGCAGAAGUUUGGAGGAGCAUCUAAAGACCCCGAAAAUGACAUCUCCCUAUCUGACGAUGAGCAAUGCUAUUUCAAAUGCAUUAAAUCAGCCUUCGUCAAAGUGA